Messenger RNA from Anopheles moucheti, 1607 nucleotides. RefSeq lists its product as uncharacterized. The coding region runs from base 181 to 1419 and encodes 412 amino acids. The transcript is spliced from 2 exons. Gene Ontology annotation, cellular component: RNA polymerase I complex. Gene Ontology annotation, biological process: transcription elongation by RNA polymerase I; RNA polymerase I preinitiation complex assembly; nucleolar large rRNA transcription by RNA polymerase I. Gene Ontology annotation, molecular function: DNA binding. The record is from RefSeq and is a predicted model, not a curated record. NCBI's taxonomy places the organism in Eukaryota, Metazoa, Arthropoda, Insecta, Diptera, Culicidae.
GUUCGCCAAUUUCAAAAGAUAAAGUACUUUUGCUAAGAAAAUUGCUUAGCUCCUCAUAAGAACAGAAGAUAAGUAGCUUUAGUGUUCAUUCGGCAGAUUGCGGUGUCUAUUUCGGGAUAGAAAACUGUACGUAGGAUAAUUUCGUUACUGAAAGUGAAGUCGGCAACACGUGUUGGCAACAUGGCAAGCAAAAUAACAAAGAUUGUGGAAUUAAGUCCACAGCAAAACCACCCGGUUAUAUUGGAAAAUUUUGGAACAUACCUGGAACACAGACAGCACGAUAUGAAAUGUUUGCUAGCGCACGACCGAAGCGCAUCGAUGGUGAGUGAAGGCGUUGGUAACGUACUCCUGGUGACGGGUGAAAAAGAGAUGUACUACGGUAACAUUAAGGUGAAUCCAGCGGAGUCACAACAGCCCGACCUGUUGCACACGUUCGUGGCCCGGCGCAACCGGACGACGGGCAAGAUAAAGCUGUUCGAGGUUCGAUCCAGCACCUUGAUGCACGUCAGUCACGAUCGCCCGUCGUACGAACAGCCGGAUAAGGAAACGAACAAUUGCCGUUUGCAGAAUCUACAGCGAAGGUUCAACCCCCGAGCGGCGUACAUGCAGGAGAAGGCGAUAAAUAACCGCAUCGAUCUGUCCGUGAUGGAAGGGAAGCUGCAAUCCCUGUUGGCCGAGACCGUGGUGAAGGAUGUGGAAGAUUCGUGUACGACCAAAAUCACUACGGGCAAUGACGAUUUGCAGCAGGAGCUUCACACCAAGGCUAACCCUAACGCGAAAACGCUGGCCUAUCUGUACGAUGCCCAGAAAGUGAUCGGUGCGGAUGUUUGGCGCAGCCUAACCGAAUCCGCCAAAAAGUUGCUGGAGAUCCCAGUCGAGAGUUUCCACAUGGCCAACAGCUACCUCGAAACUAAGGUAAAAGCGGUUAUGCAAUCGAAAGAACCGACGACCGAACCGAAUCUUGCCAUUCUUCGGACGUGUAUGUACAUGGAUGUGUUGGCGCUGCUGACGAGUCGCAAGGCGUAUCAGUUAACGAAGAAAAACCGCAAUGUUUCGUCCUUCACCAAAGUGCUGGACGGUCCAAUCCGGCAGCUCUUUCUCCAGCGUGUGCAAAGCAUUUCGUAUACGACCGAUCAGGUCACGAAGUAUACACGCAAAAAAGCGCUGCUGUACUAUCUGGCACUGGUGUUUGCACUCGAGGGCCGUGAUGUGGUAGACAUGAACUUGAUUCACCAGUCCCUGGAAGUACCACGCAACGACGUUGCAAUGUAUGGUACUAUUGUUGGCGCACGGUACAAUGCUAAGCAGGACCAAUUCACAAUCGGAACAGUUCAGUCGAAAACGGAACAAAUUAAAUCCGAGAACCUUUCCGAGUUAUUGCAAGGAUCGCGGCUUGGGAAGCGCUCGAGGAGCAACUAAGGUUGGGCCUAGUUUCACGUGACAGUUGAAGCAGAAGCAGCAGUUUUGCUCCCCAUAAUAUUGCAAUAGUCUCAUCGUCCAACACCAUCCACAUAAUUGCCCUUUUCUAAGAGUUCUAAUGACUAACUCUCCGACGUGAAGUGCUAAAGGAGUAUAGUUUUGUACUGGGUGUCCCUGCGUCAGCUUAU